Messenger RNA from Exophiala viscosa, 2363 nucleotides. RefSeq lists its product as uncharacterized. The record is from RefSeq and is a predicted model, not a curated record. The coding region runs from base 238 to 2331 and encodes 697 amino acids. Gene Ontology annotation, molecular function: transcription cis-regulatory region binding; DNA-binding transcription factor activity, RNA polymerase II-specific; zinc ion binding. Lineage: Eukaryota; Fungi; Ascomycota; Eurotiomycetes; Chaetothyriales; Herpotrichiellaceae. Gene Ontology annotation, biological process: DNA-templated transcription; regulation of DNA-templated transcription. Gene Ontology annotation, cellular component: nucleus. The transcript has 2 exons.
AGACUCAGGACCCUUUCCCUAACCUGCCGCCAAGAUUGUCAUGAGAACUGUUUACUUGUCGUCCUGGUGCAAUUGAAGUCCUGAGAAAGCAACGCCACGAACCGCAAGUUUGGCUUCAGUAUUUUUCAAGUUUCAUCGUCUGAUUAGGUGCUCACUGAAGUGCCCUAGUAAGCAUAAGCAGCGGGGCGGCCAGCCGCCUAAUAGCUCUGCGACUUUUCGCAUGUGUCAGGUUUAGGCAUGGAGAAUCACCACAGGCAUCACGAGACGCCAUCCAGAAAUGCCGGAUAUAUGCCCUCGCCCAAACGUCAGAAACAACAGAACAGCGAUGAUGGACAAGCAGACACGAGCUUGGUACGACAGAGCAAGGCCUGCUCGAACUGCCGAAAGCUCAAAGUGAAGUGUGAUCCGGCCGACGACAGGAGCGGAGUUUGUUCGAGAUGCCGGCGCCUCAGCCUCCACUGUUUGAGGGAGAAGCGGCUCUGGGCCAGCACAGAUGAUACAACACUGCAGCUGCAAUUGACCAUCACCAAGCUGGAAAGAGCCCUAGAAGACGUCCUGGAGAAACUCGACAUGCCAGCUUUGGACCUCUACGUGUCUCCCGAUAUCGUCGAGCCGAUUCACCCACCAAGACCGACUCGACAGAACUCGGAAGAACCGCCAAAUGAUCGGUACAAUGUAUCAUCCGAGCCCAUGAACAGCCUCAUUGAAGCAACCAAUUUGAAAGGACUCCGCAGCGAGCUUCGAUCCGCGAAACAACGGCGUAAGGGUGGCAUGAGACGAAUGGACUCUGAUCUCAUCUCAGAAAAGAUCAUCACCUGGGAAGAAGGUGAAAACUUACUCACUUUGUUCAAGGAGAAACAAGGAUAUCACCUAUUCUCUGCCAACAUCCCCACUGAAUCGACCUUGGAGUCCAUUCGAACAUCAUCGACGGUGCUAUUCACUGCUGUAAUCUUAGUAGCAGCUUUGCACGUGCCUGGUAAAGAACAACUCCACCAAAAAUGCUACAACCGGUUCCUAGGUCUUGUGUCAUCUGUGAUGUUUGACAGAUUUCACACACUCGACGAUAUCCGCGGCCUUUGCAUUGCAGCCUUUUGGCAACCAUAUUUGAGCUGGAAGUUAUCCGGUCUCAGUAUCCGGAUGGCAGCAGAACUCAAUCUCCAUCAUGCCUUUUACGAGGCCUUCAACGAGCCAGAUCUCACGGUAGAGGCUCGUAGAGAGAACCUCGAGCGGGCCCGUCUGUGGUACCUUCUCUAUGUACUCGACCAUCAGUCAAGCAUCACUUAUGGCCGACCAUCCGUAAUGUCGGAACUAAGGCCAAUUAAGGACUACGAAAUGCUAUUAAUGUCGGAAUUCUGUACGUCAGCUGAUCGCAGUCUUAUCGCACAGGUGACUGGGCUCGUGGUUUUGAGCAGAGCCUUCGACCAUUUCGGCUUGGAACCGAAACGUGCAAUGGCCGGGGACGACAUUUCUGUGCUGAAUCACAUGAGGUUCAUUGCGGACAUCCAGUCGUGGAAGGACAAAUGGACCAAACUUCGAGAAGCAGAAAAACAACAGACUGGCUACAGCUUGAGAGGAAUCGACUUGCACUACUACUUCAGUAAUCUUGUCCUGAACUCUCUUGUGCUACGAGGCAGAUCUCUGGACUCGAUCUGCGACUUACCUGCCAGCUUACGGCCCUCAGCUCUGGGGGCUGUGGAAGCUGCUCACUCGAUAUUGCAUCAUUUCCUCACAUCGUCAAAGUAUCGUGAGCAAGUCGUGGGGAUGCCAUUGUACCUACACUCGAUGAUUGCAUUCGCAGUGGUGUUCCUUUUGAAAAUGUCACCUCGGUGGCACACCAUUGGUAUCACCAUCAAUCCACAAGAGCGGACCUUACCACUGGUCGAGGACGUGAUUAGCUUAUUACGAGGCAGUGAGGCCGGUGCCAACCACAUUAUCUACAGCAUGGCCAACGGCUUUCAACGCAUGCUGCGGCAGAUAAGAAGGAACGAUCCAACGGCCCAGACGGCGACGGGCAGAGGUAGCGAUGGUGUCAGUGCCCCAGCUGGACAAGCACACUGGCUGAGCCAUCAAACCGUUGGUCAUACUGGACUGGACGCCGCUGCCAACAACAUUCCAUUGGAUUACGAUUUCGGGGAUGGUCAGAUGCUUGCGCCUACCAAUGAGCUGCUUGCCAACUACGGCUCGCCCGAGAAUCUCUAUCAGUCUUCUUCUCAGAUCAACUGGGGCUUCCAAGAUGGUGAGCUCUGGUCAGUCGGCAUGGGGUACGAUCUCCUUGAACCUGGCGGCCAAGGGCUGGCCAGCACCGAUUUUCCAUUUCAAUUUUCCAUGUAAUCUACAACAUUUGCCCAGAGCUCAGAAUGUCU